This is a messenger RNA of Vigna unguiculata (cowpea), 3090 nucleotides long. RefSeq lists its product as uncharacterized. The record is from RefSeq and is a predicted model, not a curated record. NCBI's taxonomy places the organism in Eukaryota, Viridiplantae, Streptophyta, Magnoliopsida, Fabales, Fabaceae.
GUUUCAUUUUUGGUUCUUCGUGUUUCCCGCCUUUCUUAAGUUUGGACUCUGGAGUUAGAAGCCGUUAGUGUUUAUAAGUUAAUUCGAUCAAGCAGUUCCUAUUUCCAUGUUCAUUUUCUUUUAGCCAAACGAUUCUCUCUCGUAUUUUCUUUCUCCCUCAUCACAACCUAACAAAAACACUAUCACAGUCUAUCGUCACUCUCAUUCAUUCAGUCGCGGAAAUAAAAAUUCCUACCUUCUCUUACCCCCUUCAUCUUCCGGAUUCCUUGUCCAUUGAGUUUUCUACGCUUCUCGGAUAGAUCAAAAACUUUAGCAACCUGAAGGAAUGACUGAAGAACACAAGGAAUCCUCACCUGCAGAUUCAAAGGAGAAAAAAUCAUCGCGAGGUGAUGAAAUUGGAAAGAAAUUUCUUAGCUCCUGGAAGUCCAUGUCAAUGGCAGAUGAUGAUGCAAUUGACUUUGACUUUGACACUGUUUCUAAAGGAAAGAAGAAGCCAUUUGAUUUUGAAAAAAUGGACCUUAAUUUUAAUCUGGAUGGUGAGUUUGAUAAGAUAUCAUCAUUUAAGUUGGACAUGUCAGAUCUUGAUUUUACAUGCCCACCAAAGAAGAGUUCCCAGUCUAAGGAUAAGAAAGGAGAAAUUUCUGGUGCAAAAGGAGGAAAGCAAGAUGAGUUUAAUUUCAGCUUUGAUUUUAAUGAGUUGGAUAGCUUCAAUCUUGAUUCAAGCUUCGUGCAAGUAGAUACUACUUCCAACGGUAGUCCGAGAAAAAAGGUUGUAAGCAACGAAGGAAGUGAUAAAGAAGGUGCUAAAAGGCCUAAAACCAAUAAUGAUGAAGGUGCUCAUGCAUCUGUUGAUAGCACGGCUGUUAAGUCCCAUGCACCAGAGGAGCUUGAAACUUUUAAGGCUGAGACUAUGGUUGGUAGCCUAGGAAAUCUAGUUUUGAGACAGGAUGGUCCUGUUUCCAGAAUUUCAUCCUCUGGGAAUCUUGACAUGCAAGAAAUAGACUUACCUGAGAAGGAAAAUUUUACAGAAUCAGUAUCUGAGCAGGUUAACAAUGUCCCAUGUUCUCAGUCAGUAGGUCAGAGUGAUUCAGAACAGCACACUAUCUCAGACCAGCAUACAGAGGUUAUUUCAUCUGGAACAAGAGUCAGUAAUGUAUCUGGAGAUAAACAAGAGAUUAAUCAUAGGACAACAUAUCAAUGUACGGAAAUGUUUUCUUCUGGAACCAGAAAAAUCAAUGUUUCGGAUGACAUGCAAGAGAUUAAUGAUAAGGCAACAAAUAUGAAGCCUGAUACCGUUGACCUACAAUUGGAGCGUUCCUCCCCACAUCACAUCACUAAGUCAGAUAACAGUGUUGAUGAAGCAAUUACUCUAGAAAGAAAUGCCCAAGGAGUCACUAAUGACCCUCAGCCAGAAAAUAGGUAUACAAGUUAUGAAAAUAAUUCUAGAGCUGAGGCCUUGAACAAGAUUUCAUGUGACAAUGGGAGCAAAGAAAAUAAAGAAACAACUUUAGUGUGUGAUUUGGGUCUUGCAAGCAGUAAAUCUGUAGUGGAAAACAUGGUGUUGAUUAAAGAUAAUAAACUCCAUGAUAUGCAGUCAAGUGUGUUUUGCACACCAGAGGGCAACAGACCUUUAAAACAACCGUCAUCAACAGUUGGGACCAAGGGUAUUUCCCUUGGCAACAAAAAGAAUGCUGACAUGGUCCUUGGAUCCAUCACUCAAAAACGGGAGAACUUUGGGUCAAAAGACACAAGAUCUGGAAGCAAAAUGACAGGUGUUUCCAUCACGGAUUCGAGCAAACUAAUGAGGGAUGCGGCAGCAUUGCUUGGUAGUAAAGAUCAUCUUAGAAGUAGUAGCAAUACCAGGGAGGGCAUUGUUUCUGAUGUUACACCAUGUUCAGGAAAGUUGGCAGGAAAUAAACAAUCAUUUUGCGAAGAAGUAAAUAACAACAAGAUCACAUUUCUAGAAAGGGCCGUGCCAAACCAAGAUGUUCAUAUGUUGAGUUCUCAAGUUAAUCUGUCCUGCUUAACAGAGAAGACAGCGAGAGUUACUAACCAGGCAGUAUAUGUAAAUUCUCAACCAGAAGCUUCAGGCAAGGAAUCUUCUCACAAAUCAAGGAUAACUUCCGUAGAAGGAAAUAAACUUACUUCGAAAAAUUGCAAGGUCACUCCUGCUCUUUCAAGCUUAAAAACUUCAAGGUUGAGUGCUAAGUUGUUGUACUUCCUUCUUCUGUUCUCUUUAAUUUCUUGCGGAGAACGUUUAAAUAAUUUUGUUUAUAUCGGGAACUUUGGAGCUAACAGGAUUCUAACAACUUCUUUAAACCAAAAAGAAACAAACUCCAUAGUAAGCUCUGGCCAGAGCAUUCAGAUACAGGGUAAUACAGCAUCAAAGAAUGACAAUCCUAUUGACAUCGGUAACAAUCAGAAGCCCUCAACCACAUUCUUGAAGAGAAAAACUAUUGAGGUUUCAGAAGCUGAUUUUACAUCGUUGAGGUCCCUAAAACGCAUCUCUCAGACCCUUAGUAAAAGCAGAGAUUCCAAAGAAUCUUCAGAUGAAGUUAUUGGAGAGGUGGAGAGUAUACCCAACAAUUUACUUAACAAUCGUUCAACCCCUGGACUUAAAAGUCCAUCAGAGAUUAAAGUGAUGGAAGUGGAAAUACCUAAUUCUAUACUCAUGGAAGAUAACAGCAAUGUUGAAAAGGCUGAAGCUUACAUGAAAGAACUUGAAGAUAUUUGUAACAUGCUGAAAAAGAAGCACGAGGAAGCAAAAGACUUGUUAAUUCGAGCCAUAGUAAACGACAAUAACUUGCUGAUGCUUAAUCACCCCAUUUAUGAAGAAGAAAUUCGGAAGGUUCAGAAAUUUGCUUCGCAGUUGAUGUCUAAGGAGAUCCAAACUUGAUCAGCUACAAAUUAUUGCAUUCGAAGGUAUGCAUGUUGAAAGAUCUUUGAUACGUGUUGCCUAUUCUAAACAAAAAUGUUCAGGUAUCAGUAAUCAUCUGAAUUUAAGGACUAAAUACAUGUAUUCCUUCAGCGUUAUCUGAACUUAACUGACAUUUGUUUUCCUUACAAUAAGAAAUUAUGAAAAAAUUUCAU